Molecule: messenger RNA, 597 nt
Organism: Staurois parvus
Lineage: Eukaryota; Metazoa; Chordata; Amphibia; Anura; Ranidae
Source: the annotation of a GenBank genome assembly
GCGUCAUCUGGCAAGGCAGUGGGCACCGGGUCACCAGGCACGACAGUGGGCUCUGAGUCAAUUGGCACAACAGCGGGCACCGGGUCAUCAUGUACCAGAUCGUCUGGCUCGACAGCGGGCAUCGGGUCACCAGGCAUGACAGCAGGCACUGGGUCAUCAGGUACCGGAUCGUCUGGAUCGACAGCGGGCACCGGGUCAUCUGGCGCUGGAUCGUCUGGCUCGACAGCGGGCAUCGGGUCACCAGGCAUGACAGCAGGCACUGGGUCAUCGGGCAUUGGAUCGUCUGGCUCGACAGCGGGCAUCGGGUCACCAGGCAUCAGGUCAUUUGGCUCGACAGUGGGCACCGCGUCAUCUGGCAAGGCAGUGGGCACCGAGUCACCAGGCACGACUGUGGGCUCUGAGUCAAUUGGCACGACAGCGGGCACCGGGUCAUCAGGUACCGGAUCAUCUGGCUCGACAGCAGGCACCGGGUCAUCUGGCGCUGGAUCGUCUGGCUCGACAGCAGGCAUCGGGUCACCAGGCAUGACAGCGGGCACUGGGUCAUCAGGCAUGAUAGGAUCAUCAGGCUGGAUCAGUUCAUCAGGCUGGACAGCAGGC